Messenger RNA from Panicum virgatum (switchgrass), 545 nucleotides. RefSeq names its product ABC transporter B family member 9-like. The record is from RefSeq and is a predicted model, not a curated record. Gene Ontology annotation, molecular function: ABC-type transporter activity; ATP binding. Bases 82 to 471 code for a protein of 129 amino acids. The transcript has 2 exons. Gene Ontology annotation, biological process: transmembrane transport. Gene Ontology annotation, cellular component: membrane. Lineage: Eukaryota; Viridiplantae; Streptophyta; Magnoliopsida; Poales; Poaceae.
UCCAUCAAGCAAGUCAUCGGGGACGCCUUAGCCUUGGUGGCAGAAGACACGGCCACCCUGUUCGCUGGGCUUGCCAUUUCCAUGGCGACCAAUUGGAAACUGGCUUUGAUAGUAUCGAGCUUCCUCCCGGUCGUGCUCCUAGAGGGUUACGCUGAGAUGAAUCUUGUUAGUGCCACAUUCAAAGCUGCCAAGGAGAGGUACGAGGAGGCUGGCAGCAUUGCUAAUGACGCCAUCAGCAACAUCAGAACCGUAGCUUCUCUGUGCGCGCAGAGCAAGAUGGUGGAGAUUUACGAACGUAAGUGCCUGGCCCUGAAAGCACAUGGUAUCCGUCAGGGGAUCACAAGGGCCAUGGGGUACGGCUUGUCCACCAUGCUUGUCAACUGUUUCCACGGCGCGUGCUUCUUCUUUGGAGCUCAGCUCGUGUAUCAUGGCAGAGCAACCAUUGACCAGGUCUUCACGGUGAGUAAAUAGCAGGGGACUCUCAUAUCAUUUCUAGAUGGAAGAAGAUAGAUUACUGACAAGAUCGAGUGCAUGAAUGUGUGCAG